UGUAACACUGUAGACAAGCUGGGGUUUUUUUUUAACUCCAACUCGCUAGCAUUUACUAUCUAGAAGCUUGUGUGAACUUUACGAUGUCCUCCACCGGCAGCACAGGGGAUGUUUUUCAGCAGGUGAACCAGUUUUGGUCCAUCCUGGAUGAUCUUUCUCUAAACGACCCUGCGGCCUACGGCAGGUUCAUAGAGAAACAGAUACAGGAAGGAGAUGAAUUCAGGGCAGCGCCUGAGCUCGACUCUCGUCUGUGCACUGACAUACUGGAGCCCAAGAAAGGGUCACUGUACAUCAACAUAUGCAGCUGGAAACGUGUGCCUGCGCCUCAAGAUCCCAGCAGGCCUAUACCGGUGUGUUCAGGAAAGCUGGAAACAGACACAAAUGAAGGUCAAGGUCGGUACUCAGUGUUGGAUGUGGCAUUAAACCCUGCAGUGCUUCAGGAAAGUAAGAAAGAUAAAACAGAAGUAUAUAUGCUGGCCCUGAGCUUUGCCCAGCAGCAGCAUGGGAUGAGUUUAUCUCAGCAGUACAAUGUUGUCAGCUGUAGCCCAAAAAGCAGCCCAGAUGACUUGCACCGCCGGCUUGGGUUUCGGCAGCGGCCCAACCCCUCCAGACAACCAGACACAGCUAGUCAGAACCCUGCUGCCCUUCUGCAGCAAAUCUCUGCUCUACGGUCUGAGAAACAACACAAGGACCCGGCAAUCCAAAUUAUCAACAGACCUGCAGAGCACAAAAAGAAGGAUUUGAUCCAGAUCAUCUCAACUACAUUUGUGCAGCCUCAGAAGCCAGAGUAUCAACUUGAGGUGAAGACAGAUACAGUAGGAGUUGCUCACAGCAUGGAGCUGACAGUGGAUCUGCCAAAGGUUUACUCCAUGUCAGAGUGCCAGCUGAGAAUCUCCAAGGACGAUGUCUUACUGGAAGUGGAGGAUGUCUACUAUUUGCUUUUGGAAUUCCCCAAAACUGUGAUUGAAGACACUGCGUACGCCAUUUUUAACAAGAAAAAUCGAAGGCUUACUUUGAGAGUGAAUGUUUUCUAACUAUUUGCCUAUAUGGAGAAACAAAUGAGUUGUGAUGGGAAUGGGCUGAAGACACUGUGAUUGUAAGGCUAAACUCUGUCACUGACAAAACGUCAAAGUAAAUAACCAAAACAAACUAAAUUCCUGCUAUGCAUUGUGAAAAAAACUUGUAAACACAUUAAACUACGGAGCGACUCAUGCUCUGCCUCAAAAACUUCAGCAAACAUUAAACAGCUCCCCUGUAAACUGAUCU
Molecule: messenger RNA, 1266 nt
Organism: Anoplopoma fimbria (sablefish)
Lineage: Eukaryota; Metazoa; Chordata; Actinopteri; Perciformes; Anoplopomatidae
Gene: pih1d2
Product: PIH1 domain containing 2
Exons: 5
Coding region: 84-1034 (316 amino acids)
Biological process (GO): rRNA processing; box C/D snoRNP assembly
Cellular component (GO): ribonucleoprotein complex; R2TP complex; cytoplasm
Source: RefSeq, a predicted model, not a curated record